Meleagris gallopavo (turkey) is the source of this 3995-nucleotide messenger RNA. Lineage: Eukaryota; Metazoa; Chordata; Aves; Galliformes; Phasianidae. The record is from RefSeq and is a predicted model, not a curated record.
CGCAGGACAGGCGGGGACGGACGGACGGACGCGCGGGGACACCGCGGCACGCAGAGACCGCGGAGCGCACCCGCACCCACGGGCACAGACCCCACACCCCCCUCUCUCAGGGGGCAUCGCGGGACAGCCCCGACCCCGACCUCGACCUUUGCACUCUCGGCCGUGCCUUCCGUGCGGCCGGGCGGUGCUGUCGGGCAGAGCCCGCUGUGUUUAUGGUCUGUAAUUAGGCACGGCCGGGUGCCAGCAGCAAUGAGCAGCCUGAGCCUAAUGACAGAGCUCAGCCCACGCCUCGCCCCGCGUGGGGACAGCCCCGACCGGUGCCCGCCGGCUCCUGCGUGCCCCAAAAUGGCUCGGGGUGCUCAGGCCGAGCAAGGACGCUGCGGUGUCUCCAACUGCCCGGCGAUGCUGCAGCACUGCUGCGUGUCCCCACGGCUGGCAGUGAGCAGGGUGCUGCGGCGUGGCUGUGUGUCCUUGCUGCUGGCUGCAGGGAUGCUCCUGGGAGCAGGGCAUGGGGAUGUAUCCAGGCUCUUUGCUGCUGCAGCGCUUGGGGGCUGUGGGUAGCUCCCAGCACAGCCAUGGAUAUAGCAUGGGUCCCAUGAGUACCAGCACCAGCACAUAGCUCUGCAGUGGCGCAGGGCACAGGGUGAACCCACAGGGGGUGUACUCCAUGUCCCCAUCCCACAGCAUCUCCCACCCCGAAGGGAGCAGCCAGCAGGUGAGUGCUGCACAGCCACCAGCACCAUGGCCUCAUUUGGCACCACGGCUGCAGGCACUGCUGUUCCCGGUGCAUCCUGUCCUGUUGCAGCCAUGGGUGCUCCUCUGUCCCUGGUUUGCAUCCAGGGAAAGCUUUUCUGCUUCCUCCUCCCAGCCGGAUCUGCUGGCUGCUCCACCACCAUACGGAGUGUGAUGCCGAUGCCAUUCCCCUGGGCUGCCUGCAGGGCUCAGGGACUGACAUGGCUGCAGGGUCACAGGCUCCUGUAGUCAGUUGGGCCGCAGUCCUGUUCUGCCCAGCCUCAUCCUGCUCAGUGGGUCCCAGGUUGGGCUCCUGACUGCAGUCAGCACACAGCCUCAGCUGUCCCUGCCAUGGGCUGCUGCAUUGAUUAGCUAAAUGGUGAGGUGAUGGGCAUAGCGUGUAAUGGAUGCAGGGAUGAUGGAUGUGGGGUAAUGGCCUGCGCUCUCCUGGGCCCAGGGCAGUGCUCUGCUCUGCAGCUGCUGCUGGGCAAAGUGGAGCAAGGGGCACCCGGUCACUUCCCUUGGGUCCCAUGCAAAAGACACAGUUGCUCCUCAUCCUCUGGCUGCAGUGCUCCCCCAGAAGAGGCUGAGCUGCCUGAGAGCCUUUGGCCUGAGCUUGUAUGUGUGUGCAGUGCUUGUGUGUGUGUGUGCUUGGUGCUUGUAUGUAUUGGUGUGGUGCCUGUGUGUGUGCAUGGUGGUUAUGUGUACAUGAUGCUUGUGUGUGUGCACAGUGCUCCAGGUGUGCCACCUCUGCAAAGGAGCAUCAGUAGCACUGUCAGCUGAGUGCUGCCCAUCAGUGCACCACACGCAGGGCUGUGCUGUUGGUCCCUGCAAACAACACUGGGCUGUGACAGCUCAGGAUGAGACUGGCUGGGGGUGGGAGUCCUGGCUCAGGUGCAGCAGUCCCAAAGUGGGGCGCACAAAGUGAGGUAAGACUGGCCCCCAGCCUUGGGGCAUCAGUGACUGUACCUUUCUCUCCCCCAGAGCUGCCUCCGCUGCUGACACCUGCUGCUGAAGCACAGAUGGUGCAGUCCUUGGGUUUUGCCAUCUACCGGGCGCUGGACUGGGGGCUGGAUGAGAACGAGGAGCGGGAGCUGAGCCCACAGCUGGAGCAGCUCAUCGACCUGAUGACCAACAGUGACUCAGAGGACAGCGGCUGUGGCACGGCUGACGAGGGCUAUGGGGGGCAGGAGGAGGAGGAGGAGAGUGGCGAGGGGCCACUGCGAGCUGUGCGCACCUUCGGGCAGGCCAUGCGGUGCUGCGCUGCACGCCUUGCUGAUCCCAAUGAAGCCCAGGCUCAUUACCAGGCUGUGUGCCGGGCGCUCUUUGCUGAAACUGUGGAGCUCAAAGCCUUCCUGGCCAAGAUCCGCGACGCCAAGGAGAUGCUGCAGAAGCUGAAGGAGGAUGAGGAGGCAGAGGAGAGGCCGGCAGCAGAGCUGGGCAGCCUGCGCAACACAGACUGGGCCCGGCUGUGGGUGCAGCUGAUGCGGGAGCUGCGGCACGGCGUCAAGCUGAAGAAGGUGCAGGAGAAGCAGUUCAACCCACUGCCCACUGAAUACCAACUGACCCCCUUCGAGAUGCUCAUGCAGGACAUCCGCGCGCGCAACUACAAGCUGCGCAAGGUCAUGGUGGACGGGGACAUCCCACCACGAGUGAAGAAGGAUGCCCACGAGCUCAUCCUGGACUUCAUCCGCUCCCGGCCCCCACUCAAACAGGCGUCAGAGCGGAGGCUACGGCCGCUGCCCCAGAAGCAGAGGACACUGCAUGAGAAGAUCUUGGAAGAGAUCAAGCAGGAGAGGAAGCUCCGGCCUGUGGAGACAUCAUACCGGGGUCAGAAAGGGUACAGCUCGCUGCCCUGCAUCCCGCACGCCUGCUCCAGCCACCUCACCUCCAGCUCCUGCAUCGAUCUCUCUAUGCCUGAGGCCAGCACAGUGCCAGCACGGCCACGGCCCCGCGUCCUGCUCAAGGCACCCACACUGGCAGAGAUGGAGGAGAUGAGCAUUUCCGAGGAGGAGGACUCACCAAGCACAGAGUCUGUCUCAGGGCUGCCUAUGAAGCGGGACCGCUCCUUCUCAGAGCAGGACCUAGCCCAGUUCCAGAGUGAGCUUGGUGGUGGCCACGCAGCACCCAAGGUGCUGGAGUCGCUGGAUCCCGAGCCCCGGCCCCGAUCAGGCUCUGUCCCCGCCAGCUACCAUUCAGUGCCGUACGGCUCUGCGCCCCGCGCUGCCCUGGGCUCCGUGGAGGAGAGGCCAGAGGAUGGCUCCAGCACUGCGCCCAGCAGCAGCUCCAAGCACCUCUGGCUGGAGUUCAGCCACCCCGUGGAGAGCCUGGCCCUCACGGUGGAGGAGAUGAUCAACGUGCGUAGGGUGCUGGUCAAGGCCGAGAUGGAGAAGUUCCUACAGAGCAAGGAGAUCUACAACAGCCUGAAGAAGGGCAAGGUCUGCUGCUGCUGCCGCGCCAAAUUUCCCCUCUUCUCCUGGCCUGCAGCCUGCCUCUUCUGCAAGCGGUCUGUCUGCUCCUCCUGCAGCCUGAAGAUGAAGAUGCCUUCCAAGAAGCUGGCUCACAUCCCUGUCUACGCACUGGGCUUCGAGAGCCUCCCGGGCUCACUGCUGGCCAAAGCUCUGCCACUGCGCAAGAGGGAAACCUUCCACUCGCUGCCAGGUCCAGGCUGGCGUCGGGUGGAGGAGGAGUUCCCCCACAUCUACGCUCAGGGCUCCGUGCUCCGCGACGUCUGCAGUGACUGCACCGGCUUCGUGGCCGACGUUAUCUGCUCCAGUCGCCGCAGUGUGGCCGUCCUCAACGCCGCCCCGCGCCGCCCCGCUGCCCCGCGCUCCCUGCGCUGCAGCUCCUGGCACGAGUGAGGGCCCGGCACCCAACCUACCCAGAUGUACAUAUAUACAUAGGAUGUAUACAUACAGCCUCUAUAUUUAUAUACCUUACGGACAUUAUGGACCAGGGGAUGCGGAGCUCCGCGGCUCUCAGCCCACAUCCCUGUGACGCCCUCCUGUCUCCGCUGCUGACAGGGCGCUGGCACGGCCCCGGGGAGAGGGAGGGGGUCUCUCUGGGCAUUCUUUGUCCCCCAUCCUCUCGGUCCCAUUUCUGUGCCAAGCGCUGCAGGGACGGGGACGCCUUAUUGCCCCGUGUUGGUGUCACGGCCCCAUGCUGAUGUCACGGCCCCUCGGGUGCCGCAGUCAUACUGUACAUAAUGACCCCCUGCCAAUAAACCAUUCUGGGCUGCCCUCCCGGGGCUGUUCCUGCGCCAG